AUGUAUGUGGCAUUAUGGUACAAAUAUGGGAAACCUAUACAUGGAAGAGCUUAUAACGAUGAUGGUGGUGUCCAAUGCUCGUUCCCCUACAAGAGCAAAUUGUAUUUUGAUGAAAUUUGUUUAAACAGAAAUCACGUAUUUAGGUAUGAAUGGCUUCCACUGAAGUCACGUUUUGACGAUGUAACUCAUCGCGAACUGGUUAGAUGCGGUAAUUCUACACCAAUACUCAUAAAUUGUAAGGACGGUAAUCCACGACUUGGGUAUCUCGACUUGAGCACUGAGGUCGCCAUGGUCUCAUACGACAAGAAAGUGGAAGAAAUUGCCGGAGGUCCAACACAAAAUUGUCUCGGAUUAUUUCGAAACUAUAAAGAGCCACCGCAUAAGUUGGUUGAAGAUGAUCAAUGGGACGAU
This is a messenger RNA of Strongylus vulgaris, 411 nucleotides long. The record is from the annotation of a GenBank genome assembly. NCBI's taxonomy places the organism in Eukaryota, Metazoa, Nematoda, Chromadorea, Rhabditida, Strongylidae.